Physella acuta is the source of this 3096-nucleotide messenger RNA. Its product is annotated as nucleolar MIF4G domain-containing protein 1. Gene Ontology annotation, molecular function: protein binding; RNA binding. Gene Ontology annotation, cellular component: nucleolus. Gene Ontology annotation, biological process: ribosomal small subunit biogenesis. Lineage: Eukaryota; Metazoa; Mollusca; Gastropoda; Physidae. The record is from RefSeq and is a predicted model, not a curated record.
AAAUAUCACAACGAAAUGCGAUCUAAUUUUUCUCCAUCACCCAGCAUUGACGAUAUUUUAAUUUCUUGUUUAUUCUAAAUUCUAAGUUACAUUAAUUUAAUAAUUUGACGCGUAAGUCAAAGGUAAACUCUUAGUUUAACAACUAGUGAAAAUGACUAGAAAGUUCCGAACUAAAAUGCCCCCCUCAAAGACUCUUAGUCGAAAAGAAAGAAGGAAAGAAGAAAGAAAGCUAAAGAAAGCAAGAAAAGAUGCUUUUGCACAUCGUGAUUUUAAACUUAUCAAGUCCUUGAAAAAUGUUGAUUCAGCUUUCAAAGCGAAAAUGGAAGAAAAAAAAGAACAACGUCUUAAACUCAAGAAAGAAAAGAAAACAGUUGAAAAAAAAGAAGAAGUUAAAGAGAAGCAGGAUUCUCGGAUUGAAGGAUUAAAACUUGCCAUCCAAAAAGAUGAAAAGGAAUUGAAGCAACUCGAGAAAAAUUUGAAAUUUAGAAAGAAAAAAGGAAAGAAAAAUCUGCCCUCUUCAUUUAUGAAAGAUGGAUUGGACUACAUUUUGGAUGUGACAGAUGCAGAUAAAAUCAAAACGUUAGAAGAUGUUGGUACUGGGUAUGUAAAAGACUCAGAUGACAGUGAUUCAGAGUCUGAGUUUGAUGAUUCAGAACAGGGUUCAGAAUCAGAGGUGGAAACAGAUACAAAUUUACAAUCACCAAAAUCUGCAGCAUUCAAAGGAGAAACAAAAAGUCAGGUUGGUAAGAAAACAGAGAAAGAGGAUGGUAAAAAGGGUAAAACAGCUAUAAGUACUGGGAAAAAAGUAACUUUUGCAUUGAAAGAAGCAGCUCAUUCAGAUGGUGAUUCUGAAGGGUUGGAUAGUGAUGAGGAUGCAGUUUUGAACAGCGAUGAAGAUAUAGAAGAAGAUGACAGUGAUCUAGAUGAACCCAUGGAGUCUGAUGAAGACUUGGAAACAGAGAAACCACCAAGGAAAAGACCCAGAACAGAGGAGGAUUUAAAGGAAGAUAUUUAUGGCAGACUUAGAGACAAGGAGGGAAAUAUAGUGAAGCCUUCAGCUCCUGGAGCUUAUGUACCUCCUGCUAAAAGAGCUCUAAUGUCUGGUUCACAUAAUGAGAUGCUACACAAAAGAUUAAAAGGACUUGUGAACAAGGUGAGUGAAGGCACGAUUCAAGCCAUAAGUUCCCAGGUAGAGUCUCUUUACCUGGACAACAGCAGAGCUGAUGUGAAUGAGACUCUGACAUCCCUCAUCAUGGAGGCUGUGGUAACACCAGUGCUAAGCCCUGAGAGGUUGGUUGCAGAACUAGCCAUGUUGGUAGCAAUUCUCUACAACAAUGUAGGCUCUGAAGUGGGAGCAUUUGUGUUGCAGAAACUAGCCAAAAAAUUUGACACCCUUUUAAGUGAGCCUCAGUAUGGCAUGGGAAAGCAAAUGGAAAAUGUUCUACUCUUGAUUGCAAAUAUUUAUAAUUUUAAGGUAAUUCACUGUAAGUUAAUGUUCAACAUUAUUGAAAAGUUCAUUGCUCAUUUUGGUGAAAGAGAUAUAGAGCUCCUGCUUCAAAUUUUAAAAACUGUAGGAUUCAAUCUUCGUAAGGAUGACCCAGCUAAACUGAAGCAAGUUAUUUUAGAUAUCCAAGCUAAAGCCAAAGCUGCAGAGAGCUCAGGUGGUGAAGGAAUGCAGUCCCGCAUAAAAUUCAUGCUUGACAUUUUAAUGGCUGUACGCAACAACAACAUGCGUAAAAUUCCAAAUUGUGAUAACAGUCACAUUGAACAUUUGAAAAAAAUAAUCAAGAACUUUAUCAGAGCCCAAUCUCUUGGAGAUGACCAACUUAAUAUCAGCUUAGAAGAUUUACUGAAAGCUGAUCAAGUUGGUCGGUGGUGGAUUGUUGGCUCAGCAUGGGAGGGUAGAAAAGACACUGAUAGUGUGAAAGAUGCCAAAUCCAGAACAGAAACUUCAGUGACAGGCACAUUUAGCAAACAAAUGUUAAAAUUAGCCAAACAGCAAGGAAUGAAUACUGACAUUCGUAGGAACAUUUUCUGUAUUCUUGGAACCAGUGAGGAUUUUGAAGAUGCUUUUGCCAGACUCUUGCGUCUUGGACUUAAUCGAACGCAGGAGAGGGAAAUAAUCCAUGUCCUUAUGCACUGUUGUAUGAAUGAAAAGGAGUACAAUCCUUUCUACAGUUUCUUAGCACAAAAGUUGUGUCUUUUUGAUCGCAGAUUUAUGAUUACAGUUCAGUUCAGCAUGUGGGAUAAAUUUAAAGGAAUAGAUUCUAUGGACAAACUGUCUAGAGUAAAACUUGGACACCUGCUUUCUCAUCUUCUUCUAACUAAAGCACUGUCCAUUUCUAUUUUCAAGGUUAUAGACUUUGGAAUGGAAAGCAAGAAAAUUAUUAGAUUUUUGACUCAAGUGCUGACAGAAAUCCUGACUAGUUCUAAUGAAGCAACUGUCAUUGAGAUGUUUGAGCGCAUUGCUCCGUUCCCAAAGUUAAAGACACUCAGGCAGGGCUUGCAAGUGUUCAUGAGAAUCCAUUUGAAAGACAGCAAGGACAAAGGUCAAGGUGGACUACUGUUGCUGGAGAGAAUUGAAAAGGCUGAGGCAGCUAUGUUUAGUCACCAGACAUCUAACAUGUUAUUGUAAUAUUUACACUUCGUUUCAAGUUUGGUAUGGUGCAGUGAUUUCGUGAAUGAGAAUCAUGUAUGAAUGAAGAAUGACUGAUUCUAAUUGGUUGACAGCUUGCAAAGGUCUGUACUAAUAUCUGAUAGUAAACAUCUGAAUUUAUUUUGAAAGAUUGUUUUGUAUUUUUUUUUAAUGUUAAAUUUGAUUGAAACAAUAAAAAUGUAACUCAAAUUAUAGGUCUUGUGUGGUUAACGCAGCACCACUGUAUUCUGAGAAUUUUGUGAUUAAAGAGUAUCAUAAACACUAUUCCCUAGCACAACUGAUCAUAAAAUGAGAUUUUGUUUUAAUGAGCAUCAUAAACAUUUAUUUAGAACAGCUGACAUGUACAUCAUAAAAUCAUUUAAAAUGUUAUUGUUUCCGAUAUAUGUAUUUCUUUUUAUUGUGUUUAGACUUAAAUACCAAUAAAAAAUUUGGUUUGUGAA